This is a messenger RNA of Dothidotthia symphoricarpi CBS 119687, 411 nucleotides long. Its product is annotated as HET-domain-containing protein. NCBI's taxonomy places the organism in Eukaryota, Fungi, Ascomycota, Dothideomycetes, Pleosporales, Dothidotthiaceae. The record is from RefSeq and is a predicted model, not a curated record. The transcript has a single exon. The annotation marks the transcript as partial.
AUGACAACUUUUUCAGAACCGGAUAUUGCGAUCAACCAGUUUGAACAUGACCCUCUUCCCGAUCCCAAAGCAUAUUUUCGAUUACUGGAAAUCCAACAGGCUGGUCUGGGCGAACACGCUGUCUGCCAGCUGACGACAUGGCUGAUUGAGGACGCACCUCCGUACACGGCAAUAUCGUACACUUGGGGCGAUUCCACUUCGACAACUACCGUUUCGAUCAAUGGUGCGCAGAUGCCAGUCCGAGCGAAUUGUGAAUACGUCUUACGACAAGCGUACGCAUCGAAAACCAGUUUAUACUAUUGGAUAGACGCCAUCUGCAUCGAUCAAACUGGAAAUCACGAGAAGAACCACCAAGUCGCCAUGAUGGGCCAGUUAUACAAACGAGCAGCGCACGUUCUUGCAUGUAUUGGA